CAUAAUUUCAUCAUAUGUAUUUUCAAAAAACUGUUCAAAUACACUUUUCACGAUGACUGUACCGUAUUUUCUACCUAAAGUUUUUAAAAGAUAGUUUCACGACGACCACACUGUACAUAAUACAACAAUUGUUCCCCUUUGAACAGUGAUUACAUUUUUACCGUAUGGUGUAUGGGAGCAAACUCUAUCAUCCUUAUUAUGCAACCUGUACAACCAUUCGUCACCAUUCGGUCGAUUCCGUAGGAUUGCCGAUUGAAUGGACUUACGUAAAACAAUCCCACAAUGCAUUUCACCUACGACUGUAACUAAGUGUAAGAAAUAUGGCUGCUUUUGUUGUGAUCCGAAUUUGCUUUUUGUUUAUGUUUAUGCUUGGUGGUGUUGAGUGUGGUUUUGAUGUACGGGAUUGUGAGAAGAAGUAUAGUAUUGAUUUUGCGUUGGAGGAAUACAACUGCAAGUUUCAAGGAGAUGGACUUUACACUUAUGAGGGUGUAAAGGACAACAUCAUCAAGAUAAAAUUUGACAGGUUAACAGAGAAACCUUUUCUCUUCAUUGAUGGAGAUGUUUGCGUUGUAGAAAUUUUGGGAGGAGGCAUCAGCUGUCCAUCAGUGAGAUGUACCUCUAAGGAAACAGAAAUUUGGAUCAACACACUGAAAUGUAAUUCUGAGGAAUCUUCAACAAUCACAACUGACAAACAACCAACUAUUUCACCCACUUCUUCAACAUCAUCUGUAACUGCAACAACCCUAAAUAUUAAGAGGACAUCCAGGCCUGCAACCUUAAAUGUAAGAAAGACAACAGGAGGAGCAGAUAUGAACAUGUGCCCCACCACACCACCAAUGGAGUCCACCACUAUGGAAGCAGAAUCAAGCAGUAUUGGAUGGGUGGUUGGGUUUGUGGUUUCUUGCAUUGGAACAGGGGCAUUUAUAUCUUGGGAAGUUGUCAAGUUAUUGAUGAAGAGGCGCAGGAGGCAGUAUUUGAGGAGAAAUGUAAGGCAGCUUGCCUUUUCGGAGAAAAAAAGGGAAAGUGGGGGGAUUGAAGAAUUUGAGCUAACUGCACCAUAGUGAUCUAAUUAAAUGUGUUCUAUUUUCAUUAAAGCAAUCAUAAUUAGAAACAUCACCUAGGGUUAUUAAAUUAUUACCUCUCUAAUAUAAGUUAAUUAAUUAUUGUAGAUUGGAUGCAUGCAAUAUUUGUACUGAUUAUAACAGGAG
Molecule: messenger RNA, 1208 nt
Organism: Mytilus trossulus (common blue mussel)
Lineage: Eukaryota; Metazoa; Mollusca; Bivalvia; Mytilida; Mytilidae
Exons: 4
Coding region: 321-1061 (246 amino acids)
Source: RefSeq, a predicted model, not a curated record